Punica granatum (pomegranate) is the source of this 2079-nucleotide messenger RNA. Lineage: Eukaryota; Viridiplantae; Streptophyta; Magnoliopsida; Myrtales; Lythraceae. The record is from RefSeq and is a predicted model, not a curated record.
AGCCAUCUCUCGUGGAGUUCAUGACAGUUCGAACUCAGCAUUGACUUGAACCAACCGACCUAGAGGCUUCUUGAGGGAGUUGAGACCGGACUUGGGGUCCCUGACUCGAGCCAACUGCCCUCAGCUAUAAAUACCGUCCCAAAAACCCCCAAUUUUCCCCUUUAACGUUGCUGCCGCUCUCGACCCUCGUCAUCUCGAAAUCGAUGCAUGAUUGCACCUCUCAUCUCUGACUGAAACCGAUCCCCUCUCGCCUCGUCUGUGAAACCCUAGCUCUCCGGCGUACGAUCCUCCGCCAUGGGCGACUACAACGAUCCGUUCAUGCGCAACCAGAACGCCGCCGUGCAGGCCCGCACGAAGGCGCAGAGCCGCGCCAACGUUCUCCAGCUCAAACUGAUUGGGCAAAGCCAUCCAACUGGUUUGACGACUAACCUACUGAAACUUUUCGAGCCUCGGCCUCCAUUGGAAUUCAAACCGCCUCCUGAGAAACGAAAAUGUCCACCAUACAUUGGAAUGGCACAAUUUGUCAGUCAGUUUGCAGAGCCAGGUGAUCCUGAGUAUGCUCCUCCAGUCCAGAUGGCUGAGACCCCUGCACAAAGAAGGGCUAGGGUCCAUCAGCUCCGAUUGGAAAAGGGUGCAGAAAAGGCUGCUGAGGAGUUUAAGAAAUAUGAUCCAAACAGUGACCCCAAUAUUUCUGGAGAUCCUUACAAGACACUCUUCGUCGCUAAACUUAGUUAUGAAACUUCAGAGAGUAGGCUUAAAAGGGAGUUUGAGUCAUAUGGGCCAAUAAAGCGGGUUCGCAUUAUCCACGAUGCGGUAACUCAGAAACCCAAGGGCUAUGCUUUCAUUGAGUACGUGCAUACUAGGGACAUGAAAGCUGCAUAUAAACAAGCUGAUGGGAGGAAGAUUGAUGGUAGAAGGGUUCUAGUGGACGUAGAACGUGGUAGGACUGUUCCAAACUGGAGGCCUCGCAGACUUGGUGGUGGACUCGGAACUAGUCGAGUUGGAGGUGAAGAUUCUAGGCAUUCUGGGAGGGAACAAGUGCAAUCCGGAGGACCGUCUAGGUCAGAGGAGCCAAGAGCUAGAGAGGACCGAUAUGACAGGGAUAGGGAGAAGUCUCGUGAAAGGGGAAGAGAGAGGGACAGGGAGCGUGAGAAGUCCCGUGAGAAGUCCCGCGAACGCUCUCAUGACAGGCCAAGAGAUCGUGACCAUAGGGAUGACCGACACCACCGGGACCGUGACCGGGAGAGGGACAGGGACCGUGGCCGUGAUCGUGAUCGUGGGCAUGAUCGUGAUCGUGCCCGAGACCGUCACGAUCGGGACAGGGACCGAGAUCGUGAGCGGGAUCGCCGCCCCCGAGAUAGGGAGAGAGACAGGGAGAGAGAUUAUGAAUUGGGCGACCGGGACCGGGAUUACAGGCGCUCUCAUGAUCGGGAAGCCGAAUACGACCGGACGGACUCAAAGCACGAUCGAGAUCGGCGGGACCGGGGCUAUGAUCAGGUGGAGGGAGAUGAUGAUCGUGAGUAUGGGCAGGUGGGGCCAGAUCAUGAGUAUGGACAGUACGACCACUACGAGCAUCACCGGGAGAGGGGAAGGUACGAUGAUCCCGAUGACUCUGAUCGCUAUGAUCAGUACCCUGACCAGUCUCAUCGCUAUGAGCAAAUGGAGGAAGACAAUUACCAUUAUGACCGGGCAACCAGCAGAGACGUUGAUCGACCGUGAGAUUAGGCACAGGUUGCACAUGCACUUAUUCGUAUUAUAUUUGCUCAUCAGGUGGGUUCAGCUUUGUUGGUUUAAUGAAAUGCUUUUGCUCAGGUAGGUUCAGCUUUGUUGCUCAACGGAAACAGGGAGUAAAAUCAUAAGCUACUUUGUUUUGAGUUUCCCAUGUUUCAUUUUCGUUGAACGUUGUUAUUUACUGUCCAGACGAUUUCUAGUGUCUCAGGAUUCUUGAUAUUUUGGUUUAAGUUUGAACUUGCCGUGUAAGAAGAUUACCCUGCCGGGUUCAAGCCGCAGGGCGGAUUGUAAUGUAAGAAGAUUGCUUUUGGGCUUUUUUCCCAGUACGCUGGCUUCCCUUUUUAUUCA